CCGGCCCGCGGAGCCUCCGGGGCGGUCCCUGUCGCGCCCGCCCCUCUCCACGCCCCCAGCCCUCCUCCCGGCCUCCGCCGCAGUCCCCGGCCGCCGGCGGCCUGCCCGCGUCCCGUCUCCCCCUGCCCGGCGCCCAGCGCAGCCCGCCAGCCCGCGCGCCCAGGAGCGGGGCCACCGCGCACCCACGGGACACGCGCCGCAGCGGGACCGGCCCCCUCGCGCCCCCGGCCCCGCGCCGGCCGCGCUCCCCUCCCCCAGCCGGUGUCACCGGGCCCAGGGCGGCGCGUCCAGCCCCGGGCGCGCUGGGGGUCCCCGCGGAGGGGCCGGCCCAGCCAAGGCGCGACGAUGGAGGAGCCGCAGCGCGCCCGCUCGCACACCGUCACCACCACCGCCAGCUCCUUCGCCGAGAACUUCUCCACCAGCAGCAGCAGCUUCGCCUACGACCGGGAGUUCCUCCGCACCCUGCCCGGGCUCCUCAUCGUGGCCGAGAUCAUUCUGGGACUGCUGGUAUGGACACUUAUCGCUGGAACUGAGUACUUCCGGGUCCCUGCAUUUGGCUGGGUCAUGUUUGUAGCUGUAUUUUACUGGGUCCUCACCGUCUUCUUCCUCAUCAUCUACAUAACAAUGACCUACACCAGGAUUCCCCAGGUGCCCUGGACAACAGUGGGUCUCUGCUUUAAUGGCAGUGCCUUCGUCUUGUACCUCUCGGCCGCUGUUGUGGAUGCAUCUUCUGUCUCCCCGGAAAGGGAGGGUCACAACUUCAACAGCUGGGCAGCCUCGUCGUUCUUCGCCUUCCUGGUCACCAUCUGCUACGCUGGAAACACAUAUUUCAGUUUUAUAGCUUGGAGAUCCAGGACCAUACAGUGAUUUGCCAUUUUGAGAAUUCAAAGGGGU
This is a messenger RNA of Equus quagga, 894 nucleotides long. It is a transcript of the gene CMTM8, whose product is annotated as CKLF like MARVEL transmembrane domain containing 8. Gene Ontology annotation, molecular function: structural constituent of myelin sheath. Gene Ontology annotation, cellular component: membrane. The coding region runs from base 346 to 867 and encodes 173 amino acids. Gene Ontology annotation, biological process: myelination. NCBI's taxonomy places the organism in Eukaryota, Metazoa, Chordata, Mammalia, Perissodactyla, Equidae. The transcript has 4 exons. The record is from RefSeq and is a predicted model, not a curated record.